UAUAUAUGUAGGUCAUGGCUCCUCGGGUCAAGGGUAAAGGUGUCAAGGGUCAUAGAAGUUCUCGCACCACUGCCGCAGCCGCUAUUUCAACCACCUCCACCUCUUCUGGGACUUCGGUUGUGCCAGAUUUUCAGUCAGGAUCACUUAGCCAGCAACUGUAUUUGAUGGUACCUAAUCCAGGCUACACGGGUCUUCUUCCACCAAGUUGGCCUACUCCAGGAUGUAUGGGUCCCCCUCCUCCACCCCCUCCUCCAAUUUCGAUUCCUCCUCCGCUUCGCAAUUCCAAUCUAUUAGUUGAUUCAGUGACACCUAGAAGCUCUAGUACAUCUCCUCCAUCAGAGACUGCAUCGGUUCCUAAUAGUGUCACAAAAGAAAGAUUGGUUCCCGAUGGAAAAACAAGUUGGUUACCUUUCCUUCCUGGUUCUCAGAAGAUUACAGAGAUCAUCAAGAAACGAUAUGAUAAACCGUACAAAAAGUUUGGAGAUGUCCCUCUUCCGACAAAGAAGCUUUGGUUUAAGGAGUGGAAGAGCCACUUUCUUAUUGAUGAUGAUGAUGAUGAGUUUUUCUAGAGGGCUUUCAAGUAUAGGACAAGUAAGUGAUUUAGCCAAAUGAUGUCAGAUAUCCGUGAGGGUGUGGAUACAACCCACGAAUGGCUAAUUCCUGCUUACAAAAAGGUAUUGGAAAGGUAUUGGGAAACAGAUGAGAAAUGGAAAAAUAUAAGGAAAAAAGCAAGAGAGAAUCGAGCGUCACUCUUAGGUGGUUCUGUCCAUUGCGGUGGUUCUAUUCCAUUGAGCUCAACUAUAGAGAGGAUGAAGAAGCAGUUGGGCCGUACACCAACCCACGAGGAGGUCUUCAAAGAAACCCACACACUUAAAAGUGACAAGUCUAAAUGGGUGGACAAGCGCUCUCAAGACACUCAUGUGAGAUAUAG
This is a messenger RNA of Arachis ipaensis, 931 nucleotides long. Lineage: Eukaryota; Viridiplantae; Streptophyta; Magnoliopsida; Fabales; Fabaceae. The record is from RefSeq and is a predicted model, not a curated record.